UUUCGGCCUCUGCGUUUGACUUGGGGUCGUCGCCUCCUCCGCCGGACUCUCCGGGGGUCUUAGGGCCUUACAUUUGGGGGCUCGUCCGGGAUUAGGCGACCCCCUUCAAGCGCUGGGAUCGGUCUUGGAGGUAAGCAGACUCCGGAGUCGUUCAGUGUUUGUCUUGUCCUUUGUUCGUUCUUAGUUUCGGUUUUUCAGGAAGACAGGUUGUCGGCUCCGUAAGGAGUCGGCUCCUCUGGUCGAAGGGGCUUCGGCCAGAAAAACUGUCACCCUGGGGGACGCCCCAGGAACGGGUGGUGACCAAGAGGAGGUCUUGGUCACUUCUGGUUCUGGCUGUCCGGCAACGGGCACUCGCGUGUCCGGCCGGACUAGCAUCAGGGAGGGAUAUCAUCCCUCAGCGGCCGUUCUGUAUCUGGGUAAAUUCUUGUGGAUCCGGUGUCUUGUCGCGUCAUUGUUUGUUCUUUGUUUUUGUCUUUUACUCCUCCUCUCCCAUCCAGGUAACAUGGGCCAAGGAAGCAGCACCCCUCUUUCUCUUACAGUGGCACACUGGACGGAUGUCCGGAGUCGGGGACUCAACCUUUCCGUCAGUGUCAAGAAGGGUCCUUGGCAAACUUUCUGUUCAUCCGACUGGCCAGCCCUAGGCGUGGGAUGGCCAGCAGAUGGGACUUUUGAUCUGUCUAUUAUUUUUGCAGUAAAGAACAAGGUGUUCCAAUCAGGCCCGGCGGGCCAUCCAGACCAGCAGCCGUAUAUUGUCGUCUGGCAGGACCUGGUCCAAAACCCUCCCUCUUGGCUGAAACCCUGGCUGACGUCCGGAACCUCCCGGGUUCUCGUGGCCCAGGCCCCUCCUGCAGAACAGACGAAACGUCCCCUGGCUGACUCUCAAACCGAUCUUCUCCUCUUGGACUCCCCUCCCCCUUACCCCACUCCUCUCCAACCAGAGCCGCCGGAGAGACCAGAGCCCUCAGCGCCCCCCCCCGCUCCUCCGGCAGAGGGACCGGCUCAGGGAACCCGGAGUCAGAGGAGACAUCCCGCGUCUCCGGAUUCGACUGUAGCCUGCCCCCUCCAACCAUACGGGCCUCCGCCCUCUCGCGGGGACGAUGACGAAACGGCUCCGCUUCAGCCACUCCAAUACUGGCCCUUCUCCUCGGCAGACCUCUAUAACUGGAAAACUAACCACCCUCCCUUUUCAGAGGAUCCCCAGCGUCUGACGGGGCUGGUUGAAUCCCUUAUGUUCUCUCACCAGCCCACUUGGGACGACUGUCAGCAGCUUCUCCAGACUCUCUUUACUACAGAGGAAAGGGAGCGGAUUCUUUUGGAGGCCCGGAAGAACGCCCCCGGCCCCGAUGGCCGGCCAACUCUACUCCCUCAUUUGGUGGAUGCGGCCUUUCCUUUGGCCAGGCCGGACUGGGACUUCAACACGGCAGAAGGUAGGGAGCACCUGAAGGUCUACCGCCAGACUCUAGUGGCCGGCCUCAGAGGGGCGGCUCGGCGCCCCACGAAUUUGGCUAAGGUAAGAGAGGUCAUCCAGGGGCCCACUGAACCGCCUUCUGUUUUUCUCGAGCGAUUAAUGGAGGCGUUCAGACGGUACACCCCAUUUGACCCCACCUCGGAGGGACAGAGGGCCUUGGUAGCUAUGGCCUUCAUAGGGCAGUCAGCGCUAGAUAUUAAGAAAAAGCUGCAGAGACUUGAGGGGUUGCAGGACUUUACCCUCCAAGAUUUAGUUAAGGAGGCAGAGAAAGUGUACCACAAGAGGGAGACCGAGGAGGAGAAGGAGCAGCGGAAGGAGAGAGAGAGAGAGGAAAAGGAGGAGAGAAAGGAAAAAAGGGAAGAGCAAAGACUAACCCGUAUCUUGGCCGCAGCAAUAGAAGGGAGUAAGCCACAGGAGAGAGGAAAAGGAAGGCAGGCAGGGGCCCUGGGCAACAGGCCACCGUUAAGGAAGAAUCAAUGUGCUUAUUGCAAGGAAGAAGGACAUUGGAAGCGGGAGUGCCCAAAGAGACUAGCGAAGAAGGCGCUGGCACUCCAGGAAGAUAGUGAUUGAAGAAGUCGGGGCUCGGACCCCCUCCCCGAGCCUAGGGUAACUCUUAAGGUGGAGGGGAAGCCUGUUAACUUCCUGGUGGACACAGGGGCCCAAUAUUCAGUUCUUAAGAAACCGCUAGGACCAGUCUCCCAGAAGACCUCCUGGGUGAUAGGGGCAACGGGAAAUGAGCAAUACUCCUGGACCACCACCCGGACAGUAGAUCUAGGCACGGGAAGAGUGACUCAUUCCUUCUUGGUAAUACCCGAGUGCCCAGCCCCCCUUCUGGGGAGAGACUUGUUAACUAAAAUGGGGGCUCAGAUCACUUUCACCCCCAAGGGGCCUACCCUGACCCAACAUGGGGAGCCAAUUACCCUCUUGACACUUCAGCUCGAAGAUGAGCAUCGGCUGUUUGAGAAUAACGUCCGAGAGGACGAGGGGAUAGCGGAGUGGUUACAGCAAUACCCUGAGGCUUGGGCUGAAACCGCAGGGAUGGGCUUAGCUACCAAACGGCCCCCCGUAAUGGUAGAGCUUAAGUCCACUGCAACCCCGAUUGCAGUACGGCAGUAUCCCAUGGCCAAAGAAGCCUGGAAGGGAAUCAAAGUUCAUGUCCAACGCCUCCUACACCUAGGGGUCCUCGUUAAGUGCCACUCCCCGUGGAACACCCCACUCCUCCCGGUAAAGAAACCUGGAACUGAUGACUACCGACCGGUGCAGGACUUAAGAGAAGUCAACAAGAGGGUACAGGAUAUUCAUCCCACGGUCCCCAAUCCUUACAAUCUCUUGAGCUCUAUCCCUCCGUCCCAUGUGUGGUAUUCAGUUCUAGAUUUAAAAGAUGCCUUCUUCUGCUUGCGACUGCAUCCUGCCAGUCAGAGCAUUUUCGCUUUCGAAUGGAGAGACCCAGAUUCGGGGAUGACAGGGCAGCUGACUUGGACCCGACUUCCCCAGGGAUUCAAAAAUUCCCCCACCAUCUUCGAUGAGGCACUUCAUCAAGACCUGGCUGCUUUCCGCGCUGACCACCCGCAAAUCACCCUUCUCCAGUACGUAGAUGACCUUCUCCUCGCCGGAGCUACUAAGGAGGACUGUAAAGCAGGUACCGGUGCUUUGCUCUUAGAGCUCUCCCGCUUAGGAUACCGGGUCUCGGCCAAGAAAGCCCAGAUAUGUCAGCGGAGAGUAACCUAUUUAGGGUACGCACUAGAGGGGGGAAAGAGGUGGCUCACUGAAGCCCGAAAAAGCACAGUCACCCAGAUUCCCAGGCCACAGACCCCCCGGCAGGUACGCGAGUUCCUGGGGACAGCUGGAUUCUGCCGCCUCUGGAUUCCGGGUUUUGCAACCUUGGCGGAGCCCCUCUACCCGCUGACAAAGCAAGGGAACCCCUUCGAAUGGGGGGAGACUCAUCAGAAAGCCUUUGACAACAUUAAAAAGGCUCUUCUCUCGGCCCCGGCAUUGGCCUUACCAGACGUGGCCAAACCCUUUACCCUGUUCAUAGAUGAGAGGAAAGGGGUAGCCAGAGGGGUCCUAACUCAAACUUUAGGCCCCUGGAAGAGGCCGGUAGCCUAUUUAUCCAAGAGACUAGACCCAGUGGCUAGAGGGUGGCCAGGCUGCUUGAGAGCAAUUGCAGCUACUGCCCUGCUCGUAAGAGAUGCGGACAAACUUACCCUGGGGCAGAAACUGACUGUGGUGGCCCCACACACUCUCGAGAGUGUUAUUCGGCAGCCACCAGACCGGUGGCUAUCCAACGCUCGGAUGACUCACUACCAGAGUCUCCUGCUAAAUGAAGAUCGAAUCCACUUCGGGGCUCCGGUAGUUCUCAACCCAGCAACCCUACUACCGGAAGUAAAUCCUGAGAGCAAAGAAGUCCUACACUCAUGCCGUGACAUUCUGGCAGAGGAAACAGGGCCGAGGAGAGACCUCAGAGAUUCUCCCUUGCCGGAGCCUCAACUCACCUGGUUCACGGACGGAAGCAGCUACCUCCAUGAAGGUAAGAGGGUGGCGGGAGCGGCUGUGGUCAGCAAGGACCGGACUAUUUGGGCUAGUAGCUUGCCCGAAGGGACUUCGGCCCAGAAGGCCGAAUUAAUUGCCCUGACACAGGCUCUCAGGCUGGCAGAGAGCAGCCGGGCCAAUAUUUAUACUGACAGUCGUUAUGCUUUUGCCACUGCUCAUGUGCACGGGGCCAUAUACCGUCAGAGAGGUCUCCUCACUUCAGCAGGAAAGGAGAUUAAGAAUAAAAAGGAAAUCCUCGACCUCCUAGAAGCCGUCCAUGCCCCUCGGGAAGUAGCUAUCAUUCAUUGUCCCGGGCACCAGAAAGGGACCUCGGAAAUAGCUAUAGGCAACAGGAAAGCGGACGCCGAGGCGAGACAGGCAGCUCUCGGACCCCGGCUACUCGCUCUCGCUGCUGGUCCCGCGGUACCACAGCCAGAGACCCUCCACUACACCCUAGAGGAGGAAGAAGACCUGCUUAAAAGGCCAGAAAAGUACCAUAAGGACAAACUCGGGGUGUGGAGGACCACAAGGGAAAAGAUGGUAGUACCAAGGGAGGCAGCCACUGCCUACCUCCAACAACUGCACCGCCUUACUCACCUGGGGGCCAAACACCUCAGCUCCACCAGCCGGGCAACUGGACACUAUGUCAAAGGACUUGAUCGCCUUUCAGAAGAAGUAGUUAAGCAAUGCAAGGCGUGUCAGCUGGUGAACAUACAUUCAUCCCAGGUCGGGACCGGACAGAGACUCAGGGGAGACCGGCCCGGGAGUUACUGGGAGGUAGAUUUUACAGAGGUGAAGCCCGCCCGAUACGGUUAUAAAUAUCUCUUAGUUUUCAUAGAUACCUUCUCAGGUUGGGUAGAAGCCUUCCCUACCAAAAGAGAAACUGCAACCGUGGUCGCCAAGAAGAUCUUAGAAGACAUCUUUCCGCGGUUUGGAAUUCCUAAGGUAAUUGGAUCAGACAACGGUCCGGCUUUCGUUGCCCAGGUAAGUCAGGGAAUGGCCAAGAUACUAGGGGCGGAUUGGAAAUUGCAUUGUGCUUACAGGCCCCAGAGUUCAGGUCAGGUAGAAAGAAUGAAUAGGACAUUAAAAGAGGCUAUGACUAAAUUAUCCUUAGAGACUGGCGUGGCGGACUGGACGGUCCUCCUUCCCUUUGCCCUUUUCCGCGCGCGAAACACCCCAGGCCCCUUGGGGGUGACACCAUUCGAGGUUCUGUUUGGGGCCCCUCCGCCCCUAGCCGCUGACCCUUGGUCUGUGCCCACAGAUACUCACACCCCUCAAUCCCUGCUUGCCAGGCUGAAGGCCCUCGAGACUGUCCAGAAGGAGGUGUGGACUCCCCUGGCUGCCCUCUACCAACCGGGGGAGUUGCAGGUCCCCCACCAGUUCCAGGUCGGAGACUUCGUCUACAUCAGACGCCAUCGAGCUGCUAAUCUCGAGCCGAGGUGGAAAGGACCCCAUCUGGUAUUGCUGACAACCCCGACAGCGGUCAAGGUAGACGGCGUAGCCGCUUGGAUCCACGCCUCCCACGUUAAGCGAGCACCUCCACCAGAUGAUGACGGCCAUGGAUGGACUGUGGAGAAAACUGACAACCCUCUCAAGCUGCGGAUUCACCACCGCCCUCCUCCUCUUGCUGAGCCUGCCACUGAUAAGUAGCAACCCCCAUGCCCCAAAGAGACUAACCUGGAGGGUGCUGUCCCCCCAUACUGGGCAGACGGCUUGGUCAAUCACCAAUAUUGCACCUAAAGGGACAUGGUGGCCGGACCUAACGCCGGACCUCUGUGCCAUGGCAGCCGGACAUAGACUAUGGGACCUCCCAUAUGAAUCGGUAGAGGAAACCAAGUCAGGUGUAGAGUCCCGAACUUACAUAGGAAAGGGAAAAGAUGGCUAUCCUAGACUCUGCAGUUAUUCCGAAGCCCGCGAGGCUCUUUCGGAGUCCCAAUUCUAUGUGUGCCCCAAAGAUAGGCAGGGACACGGGAAAAAUUGUGGAUCUGAACAUGAAUACUUUUGUGCAGAAUGGGGGUGUGAGACAACUGGUACUGCAUAUUGGAUCAAAGAGCCCCCUGCAUGGGAUCUCAUCCAAGUUCAGAGAAAUAAGAGCAAAUCCUCCGGUCAUAGGGGAUGGAUUAAUACUCUAAAUAUCUCUUUUACCCCAGCUGGCCGGUCAUAUGAGCUAAACAAAUGGCGCUGGGGACUAACAUGGGGGCUACGGUUGUAUGAUAAGACCCGGAAAUAUGAUGGCUUCCUUUUUAAGAUAAAAUUAGAUGUAGACGAUUACAGACCACCAGUUGCAGUAGGUCCCAACCCCGUCUUGUCCAGCCGGCAGCUCCCCACGAAAGGAAAGCCUUUUACCACUACUCCAGUGGCAGAGACCAGCCCAGCCUCCUGGGAGGAACUGGCCGGCCCCAUAGACCCGGAGGUAAACUCUGGUCAGAGACUGUUAGGCUUAGUGGAGGGGGCCUUUAGUUCUUUAAAUAUGUCCAGGUCUAACCUAACUGAGUCUUGCUGGCUCUGCUUAACUAUAAGGCCCCCCUACUAUGAAGGAAUAGCCUUCCGGGGAAACUAUACCAACACCACAAGCCACGACCAUUGUUCAUGGGGACAGCAGGGGAAGCUGACCCUUACUGAGGUCUCGGGGCAAGGCACAUGUAUAGGACAAGUGCCAAAAGACCGCCAGCAUCUCUGCAGCGAGAACUUAGCAUACCCUUCUCCCGCAAGCUAUUACUUAGU
Messenger RNA from Myotis daubentonii (Daubenton's bat), 6721 nucleotides. RefSeq lists its product as uncharacterized. Lineage: Eukaryota; Metazoa; Chordata; Mammalia; Chiroptera; Vespertilionidae. The transcript has a single exon. The record is from RefSeq and is a predicted model, not a curated record.